Messenger RNA from Misgurnus anguillicaudatus (oriental weatherfish), 2010 nucleotides. It is a transcript of the gene rnpc3, whose product is annotated as RNA-binding region (RNP1, RRM) containing 3. Gene Ontology annotation, biological process: mRNA splicing, via spliceosome. Gene Ontology annotation, cellular component: U12-type spliceosomal complex. Gene Ontology annotation, molecular function: pre-mRNA intronic binding; protein binding; U12 snRNA binding. The record is from RefSeq and is a predicted model, not a curated record. NCBI's taxonomy places the organism in Eukaryota, Metazoa, Chordata, Actinopteri, Cypriniformes, Cobitidae.
UGUUACGGAGCGUUGGAUUGGACUGUUUGUGAAUGACACGGGCAGCGCGCCAACCAGGAGGUGAGUAGCUCACAACGACCAAUCAGGAAUCAGCGCUAGACACGCCCACAAACGCUGAACACUGGAAGUGGGUGAUUUUGAAUCAGAUAAUCAUGGCUGAGAUGGAGGCAGAGGUUGAAACGAAGAAAAGCAAAACGCUCAUCAUACGACAUCUACCCAAAGAACUUAACAGAGAUGAGAAGGAGGAUCUCCUGAAGUAUUUUGGUGCCUCCUCCGUCAGAGUGCAGUCAGACAAAGGACCCCUAAAACAUACGGCAUUCGCAAGUUUUAGCAGCGAAGCUUCAGCGUCAAAGGCACUGAACAGACUUCAUCAGCUGAAAAUCCUUGGUCACACGCUUGUCGUUGAGUUUGCAAAGGAUCAGGACAAUGUCACUGUAUUAAAAGACCCACCUGUUACUGACAGUGGAGCUGAUACCCGAGCAGAAAAGGGAAAGGAAAAACAGCAACACAACGUGCCUCUGGUGGACAACAGCAUUGCUCCAAGUCUGGGGUUGAAAUUUCAAAGAAAUCCGACGCUGAAAUAUUUUUACCCUCCUCCUUCAAGUGGGAUUUUGACAAACAUUGCACACACGCUUCUCAGUGUGCCCAAGUUCUACGUUCAAGUUCUUCACCUGAUGAAUAAAAUGAACCUCCCUUCACCAUUUGGUCCAGUGACUGCUCCUCCUCCAAUGUUUGAGUUGCCCCCAGGUCCUUUGCCGCCCAUGCCCCCACCCUACCCUCCAGAGAACCCCCCACUUCCAGAGGAGGGGGCGUCGGGUAGUGACGAAUCUGAGUAUGAGAGCGGAGAUGAUGAAGACAAAGAAAGGAUGAUCAGACUGAUGGGUCUUGUUAACCAGCCAUGCAAAAGACAGCUGCGAGCAAAGGCUUCUUCUAAGAGGAAGAAACCUAGACUUAAGGAUCUCCUGUUUGUUCCCAAACCUGAUAUUCAUGGCGCCUCAGGCCCAGUCUUGCAGCCAGAAGACGUGUUCGAACAACCUCAAUCACUAGGACAGAAAAAGAUUGAGUUUCAUAUAUCAGCGGAGGGGUCCUCCAUCCUCGAGGGGCCCGAACAGGAUCAGGAGCCGCAUUUCACAGAUGCAGAAGACACGGCUAAGACGGAGGCUCCCGUCCAGGAAGCUACAGAAGGGUUCGGAAAGAUCUACCCAAGCGCUCAGGUCCCCAGACAAGAGGAAGAUAUGGAUGAAGAUGAAGACAUACCAUCCGAGUUCAUCUCCAGGAGAGAGCUAGAGAGAGGCAGACUCUCUCGAGAUGAGAUAAAAAAAUUGUCUGUGUUUAAGAAGUACGAACCCGGAGAACCAACCAGUAGACUUUACGUGAAAAAUAUUGCAAAGCAAGUAGAAGAAAAAGAUCUGAAGUUCAUCUACGGACGGUAUAUCGACAUCUCCUCAGAGGAGCAGAGAAACAUGUUCGAUAUUGUGUUGAUGAGAGAGGGGCGGAUGAAAGGCCAGGCUUUCGUCGGCCUGCCAAACGAGAAGAGUGCAGAGAAAGCCUUGAAGGAAACCAAUGGAUAUGUUCUCCAUGACAAACCUUUAGUAGUGCAAUUUGCCCGAUCUGCAAAGCCUAAACCGGAAUCUGCCAAUCCAACAAAAGGAGGAAAAAAAUCCUAAACUGGUGGGAAAGAGGACACAUUCAGAUUGUAUUGCGGAGUGCUGCUGUUGAUUCCUGUUGGGCCAAAUUUUUUCUUUUUUUAUAUUUUUGCAAUAAAAUAUAAAUACAAUAUGCUUGUUUCUUUGGUCUCUAACCUUUAUUGAAACUGCCAGACAGUUUUGAGACCUCACAACAAUAUUGCCUAUGUAAAUACUUAUUUUAUUUUUAAUAUCAUUGUAUUAAUGUGGGUUGUUUGUGUGCGCUGGAUAAAAAAAGGUCGGUCCUGGUAUUUAAUAGUAAUGGUACCAGUAUUGUUGGAUUUGUCUUUGAUGUGAAGGAGAAUAAAUUCAGAAAUAACUAUCA